Messenger RNA from Parnassius apollo (apollo), 273 nucleotides. The record is from the annotation of a GenBank genome assembly. Lineage: Eukaryota; Metazoa; Arthropoda; Insecta; Lepidoptera; Papilionidae.
AUGAGAAGAAAACCCAUGAAAUAUAUUUUGAACCUGGCAAAGUUGUCAACACCUACAGGUUAUUACUCUGAACGUUCGGUACAUCGAUUAUACACAAAAAUGGAAGGAAAUACUUCUCACAAAGAAAAUCUUGAUCCAGUUACUCCAAUGCAAGAUCCUGUGAUAUCUACUAAUCCUGUAGUUAAAAAAAGGGCUGAAAUGUUUUUAAGGAGGAGCAUUGGCAGACAAGAAAAAGACAAAGAGUAUCCUUCGAGAAGAGUACGAAGAUGCUGA